Messenger RNA from Staurois parvus, 312 nucleotides. NCBI's taxonomy places the organism in Eukaryota, Metazoa, Chordata, Amphibia, Anura, Ranidae. The record is from the annotation of a GenBank genome assembly.
CACUGAUAGGCAGCACUGAUAGGCAGCACUGAUAGGCAUUGAUAGGUGGCACUGACUGGCACUGAUGGGUGACCUUGAAAGGCAGCUCAGAUGGGCACUGAUAUGUGGCAUUGAUGUGCACUGGUAUGCACUAUGUGGCAUUGAUGGGCACUGGCAUGUGGCACUGAUGAACACUGACUGCUGGCACUGAUGGACACUGACAGGUGGCACUUCUGGGGCCACAGUGAUCAUCACUGUCAGCGUGACAGCUCGAGAGGAGAGAAAUGCCGAUAACCGGCAUUUCCGUGUUUACAUGUGAUCAGCUGUGAUUGG